Peronospora matthiolae is the source of this 327-nucleotide messenger RNA. NCBI's taxonomy places the organism in Eukaryota, Oomycota, Peronosporomycetes, Peronosporales, Peronosporaceae. The record is from the annotation of a GenBank genome assembly.
AUGCGCCGCACCAUCUUCCUGCUUGCUGUGGCCACUCUCGUCGUCGGUAUUUGGGAUGAUGCCUCCGCAACCGAAGCUUUAGAAACAAGCUCAAGAAACGCACACGGCGAUGGCAAGAAUGGCAAAUCCCUGCGGGGGAGCGGCCAACCCGUCGCAACCCACAAGGUGAGCGGCGACGAGAGGCUCUUCCUCAAUUCCGACGGUACUGUAAACGCCGUCAAGUUUCCAUUUUUCCGCACCGUCCAAGGCUUAAAAUUCGCCAGCAUCGUGAAGUCGAACGAGAACGUAAUGGAAACUAUGCGAAAAGCCACCGAGUAUUUCACAUAA